AUGGCCGUAGAUCAGCGAAUCACUGCUACAACCGCCACAAAACCACUCCACCGGACACACUUAGACACUGCGUCCCGAUGCCAGACGCGGCGGGGGAUUUUCUUCAUACGCCGGAACCGUAAUAAGUUACCCACAGUUCGACUUGGUGGGGGGAAGAAACCGCGGCCAGGGCUUUUCGUAGUGAGGUUUUUGAAGAAGACGAAGCUAAGGUGGCUGAAGUUGCAGUAUACAUGCAUGUUGAGGAAGAUGAAGAAAUAUUACAGAGAUUUGAUUAAGGACAUCAUUGAAGCAGGUUCAACCGUGGAGGCUUUACAACAAAGAAUGUUUAUGGAGUCCACUUUCGCUGUCCCCGUCAUGAGUGUUUCCGUCGCUAGCUACCCUUACGCUACUGGAUCAGAUCGUUCUCGACCCUAUUUAUUUUGA
Molecule: messenger RNA, 423 nt
Organism: Hibiscus syriacus
Lineage: Eukaryota; Viridiplantae; Streptophyta; Magnoliopsida; Malvales; Malvaceae
Exons: 1
Coding region: 1-423 (140 amino acids)
Source: RefSeq, a predicted model, not a curated record